This is a messenger RNA of Racocetra persica, 262 nucleotides long. Lineage: Eukaryota; Fungi; Glomeromycota; Glomeromycetes; Diversisporales; Gigasporaceae. The record is from the annotation of a GenBank genome assembly.
AUGUCUUUCAGAAACAAAAAUUUUUAUAGUGUGCUCGACCGAUUAAUUCCUUCUGAUAUAUUAAAUCAGGACUAUGAUAAAGAUUAUUUGGCUCGACGUAAUUUAUUGCAAGCGCGUGCCGUUAUUAUUGUUACAGUUUCAGUAUGCAUCGCUCUUCUUUUACAACUCCUAAUGGAUAUCUAUCUGAUAUUACUUAAUGGAUCAAUAAAUCAAUCUGAAUUUCCGUGGCCAAUUACUUUAUUCGGUACUACUCUUUAUGUUG